Messenger RNA from Naumovozyma dairenensis CBS 421, 765 nucleotides. RefSeq names its product putative tyrosine protein phosphatase OCA1 (gene OCA1). Lineage: Eukaryota; Fungi; Ascomycota; Saccharomycetes; Saccharomycetales; Saccharomycetaceae. Gene Ontology annotation, molecular function: phosphatase activity. The transcript has a single exon. Bases 1 to 765 code for a protein of 254 amino acids. The record is from RefSeq and is a predicted model, not a curated record. Gene Ontology annotation, biological process: protein dephosphorylation.
AUGAGUAUUCUGAAACCUACCCAUGACAUCGCGUCGUCUCAAAAUGACGAAGUAAAUACCAUUUCAGCUGACUUAAUAAUAAGCAGUCUCACCAACCAGGACAACAGAGGUAACAUAUGCGCAGUAGAGACAGAAGUAGAAGAAGAAGAAGAGUACGAAGAAGAAGAUGACAAUAACAUAUAUAUCAAUGAAGAAACUGAGAGCGGUAAGGAACAAGUUCACGUAUCUCAUGCUCCAGAAGAACGUAUAGUCCCACCAUUGAAUUUUUGUCCUGUUGAAAGAUUUUUAUAUAGAUCGGGACAACCAUCACCUGUUAAUUUCCCCUUCCUUUUGAAUUUGAAUUUGAAAACUAUAAUAUGGCUCGCUAAUGAAGAACCUCAAGAUACGUUGUUAGAGUUUUGUGAUGCUCAUGAGAUUGAGUUGCAGUUUGCUGCUAUUAAUCCGGAUGGUGGAGAGGAUGAUAAUCCAUGGGAUGGAUUAACUGAACAUUCUAUAAUAAAUGCUUUACAAACUAUAGUGAAUCAAGAUAAUUAUCCGUUAUUGGUUUGUUGCGGUAUGGGGAGACAUAGGACGGGGACUGUUAUUGGAUGUCUCAGAAGGAUAAUGGGAUGGAAUUUGGCAAGCGUCUCGGAGGAAUAUAGAAGGUUUACAGGUAGUAGAGGUGGGAGAAUCCUUGUCGAGUUGUUAAUAGAGGCAUUUGACACAAAAUUGGUAAGAAUUGAGCGAAAUACAGCACCAAGUUGGUUAUUGAAGGCAUUGAAAUAA